This is a messenger RNA of Symsagittifera roscoffensis, 2167 nucleotides long. RefSeq names its product kelch-like protein 20. The record is from RefSeq and is a predicted model, not a curated record. Gene Ontology annotation, molecular function: protein binding. Lineage: Eukaryota; Metazoa; Xenacoelomorpha; Acoela; Convolutidae. The transcript has 11 exons. The coding region runs from base 44 to 2053 and encodes 669 amino acids.
AUGUUAAUUUGAAGAUUAAUAGUCUCUCUUCGACUUAGCAGCUAUGGAUUACGACGUAUUCGAAUCCGAACCGGAGCCGGUGGUACACGAAGCCGACCAGGAAGUCGGUCGAAAAGCGUUCCAGUUCAUGAACACACUUCGCAAACAGCAUAAAUUCUGCGACGUCACAUUAAAAGUGGGACAGCUCAAAAUACCGGCUCACAAAGUGGUGCUAUCCAGCAGCAGUAGAUACUUUUGUGCAAUGUUUACCGGACCCUGUGCGGAAAGUGACCAGAACAUAGUUGAACUUCUAGACGUAACAGAAGGCGCGAUUACCCUGCUUAUAGACUAUAUUUAUAUGGGUAGAAUUGAAAUAAAAACAAGCAAUGUGCAAAGUUUGCUGCAGGCGGCAUCCAUGUUCCAACUGCAGGAUGUUGUGAAUGCAUGCUGUAAGUUUCUAGCCGAUCAGUUGCACCCUUCGAACUGCCUGGGCAUCAAUGAGUUUGCAGACAUUCACACUUGUGACGAACUGAAGAGCAGCUCCAAUAAUUUUAUAGAGGAGAACUACACUGCCGUGAGUCAGGAGGAGGAAUUCUGCCAUCUUAGCUACCAGAGGCUGGAAUGUCUGCUGUCCAGUGAAAACAUACAGGUGUGUUCGGAGGUGGAAGUUUACAAUUCUCUGAUGAGGUGGGUCAAGUAUGACCUUGAAAACAGAAAGGGACUCUUACCACUUCUACUCAACAAAGUGAAACUGGCAAUGUUGGACGUGACAUUUCUGGUGGAUGUUGUGGAGAGGGAUGAGUUGAUCUCGAAGGAAGCCCAGUGCUGGCAACUGGUCAACAGAGCCAAAAACUACCACCUCCUCCCUCAGAGGGUCCUCCCAACCAACAACUCCUCUGUCACGGCCACGCCUACUCUCGGUGGAGGCAGUCCCCCAAACGGCAGCAGUACCAUCUCAAAUGUUUCAACAAACAACCCCCCAGGCUCGACAAACCCCAAUCCGUCUCUGCUAUUAACCGGACAGACUCACUCGCCUAUUCCGACAGUGAUCAACAACUCGGUCAAUCUGCUGGGCGGCAGCAGUAGUCAUCCUAUGGGAGCAAUAUGGAGCAGCAAUGACCUCUACCAGUUCCAGCCGAGGAAGUCGACACUGGGGCAGAUAUUCUACAUAGGCGGCAUGGACUCUUCAGGAUCCCUGAAGACUGUGGAGAAGCUGGAUGCUGGAAGUGGCAGCAUAGUGAUUCCGAUGGCCUCCAUGAAUGUGGCCCGAAGUGGGAUUGGAGUGGCGGUGCUGAAUGGACUUAUCUACGCAGUCGGAGGCCACGACGGGACCUCAUAUCUCAACAGUGUGGAGUGCUAUGACCCGAGUGUGAAGAAGUGGAGCAUAGUGGCGAACAUGAACUGUCCCAGGAGGUAUGUGGCAGUCUGUGCCUACAACGGACUCCUCUAUGUCGCAGGUGGCUACAGUGGAAUCACCGUACUCAACUCCGUCGAGGUGUAUGACCCAGACAGCAACUGCUGGCGCUACGUGUCCCCCAUGAACUGCAGAAGACGUCACGUGUCUAUGGCCCUGCUGAACAAACGUCUCUAUGCAGUGGGUGGCCAUGACGGUAUCUCCUACCUGAAGAGUGUGGAGGAGUAUGACCCGAGCACUGACACCUGGAAGUUUGUCAAGACUAUGUACACCAGACGGGGAGGCGCAGGAGUGGCCGCUCUGGGGGGAAAACUGUACGCCAUCGGAGGCUAUGACGGGAACUCGAACCACUCUACGAUGGAGAGGUACCACCCAGAGGAAGACAGAUGGAGUCUGGUGGCUCCUAUGAGCAGCUGCAGGAGUGGACUGGGAGUGGCUGUCAUACAGGACAAAAUAUAUGCUAUAGGAGGCCACGAUGGAGUUCACUACUUGAACAUAGUGGAAGUGUUCGAUCCGAAAGUGGGCGAAUGGCACAUCAAGUGUCACAUGAUGACGUCACGAGCAGUGGCCGGAGUCGCAGUCUUAUUCAACUCCAUCCAACAACAACUGCAACAAAACAAUCAGCAGCAGCAAUUGCAGUCUGCCUCUAAGUUCUUUUAAUAAAACUGUCAGAGUCGAAACAUUUCUAGAAAAACUUCUCGAAUGUUAUAUAACUUGUAUGCUUAUAUUAUAUGAACUGUAAAUUAAAAUUUCAAAAUCUGAUGAGUUUUAUUA